Anastrepha ludens (Mexican fruit fly) is the source of this 2522-nucleotide messenger RNA. It is a transcript of the gene Ctl1, whose product is annotated as choline transporter-like 1. Lineage: Eukaryota; Metazoa; Arthropoda; Insecta; Diptera; Tephritidae. Gene Ontology annotation, biological process: transmembrane transport. The coding region runs from base 263 to 2317 and encodes 684 amino acids. The transcript has 9 exons. The record is from RefSeq and is a predicted model, not a curated record. Gene Ontology annotation, molecular function: transmembrane transporter activity. Gene Ontology annotation, cellular component: membrane.
AGAAAUGGAAAACACUUAAUAAAAAGUAGAAACAGAUUUAAACGAUAUAACAUACGCUAAAGCGAAUCAUAUAAACAACGAUUUUUUAUUUGUUGUUUACUACUUUUUCUUUCACCUAAAAGAGCCUAUGUAUAAGAAAAAAGUCAUUAAUUUAUUUUAAUUAGCAAAGGAGUGUUGCUAAUUCUAGGAUUUGCUCUGCGGUGAAAAUAAUUAAAAAUUAAGUUAUUGAAUCAGCAUUUACAAACAUUGUGAAACAAUCGCAAUGGGUUGUGCCGAAAGUAAGGAUGGUGAAGAGCCGCAAGGAAACCGACCCAAAUAUAGGACAUGCACUGAUACGUUUUGGCUUGCAGUAUUUAUACUCUUUUGGCUAUUUUUGAUUGUUAUAGCGAUAUUUUCUUUUGUUUAUGGAAAUCCAUUACGAGUAAUUAACGGUUAUGACUCAUUCGGAAAUACCUGUGGUGUUCAACGCAAUGAAAAAUUCACAAAUUUCCCACUUUCCGGCAUGAACACCCUUGAUAAACCGGAGCUAUUUUAUUUUGACUUCAAAAAUCCCCGUCAGUCUAUUAAAAUAUGUGUAAAAGAAUGCCCGAAAAGAGAUAUUGCAAAUAAGGAUGAGCUCUACAAAUACUACCGGGACACACAUAUGACAUUUUGCAGUUAUGAUUUUAAUAUGGACCUACUUUCCGGACCUAAUGUUGACAAAUAUUUCAAUUAUCUGGGCCCAUGUCCCAAACUUCCAAUCUAUGAAGAAUCUCCGGUUUUACAUCGCUGUAUGCCGAAAGGCAAGAAUGCAAGUGAAUUGUACAAACUACUUAACUCAUGGGAUGUUGCUCAACAAUUUUUAGGUGAUAUAUAUUCAACCUGGCACAUUGUGGCUAUAAUUUGCGGGUUUGCAUUAUUAAUGUCAAUUGUGUUAGUGACUCUAAUGCACUGGAUGUCUCGCAUUAUUUCUUGGCUUAUCUGCGUUCUAGUUAUUGUGGCCAGCACAGCUCUAACUGCUGCACUCUGGUACGCAUAUUAUAGCAUACGACACAAGUCAAAACUAAACGCUCAAUAUUCCAUGCUGGAAGAAUUUAUAAGAAAUGAAGACGCCGUCUAUAUACUCGCCAUAUUAGCGACUAUAACUCUGAUUGUCUUAGUGGUUAUAAUUUACUUCCUAAAAAAUAAACUUUCUGGUUUGUCCGCCCUCUUUGAAGAAGCUGGAAUUUGUAUGAUGAACUUACCGGGCUUGUUGAUUGCUCCUCUGCUGGCCUUUGUUGUUUUAGCCGCGUUUUUGGCCUUUUGGGUGUUGGUAGUGAUUUGUAUUGCCACAGCUAGUGCCCCAGGCCAGAGUCCAAUAGCUCCAUUCGAUAAUACAGCAGCUCAUCAACAACCUCACUUAACAGAAAUUGCCCCACCGAAAAAUACUUCAGAAGUGAGCUUUAAGACAAUUUUACGCGUAGAAUAUACUGAUGCUAAGGCAAUACGAGGUAUGUUUUGGAUUUAUGUGAUUGGACUUAUUUGGACGACUGAAUUCAUUUUUGCAUGCCAGCAAUUUGCACUUGCUGCUGCAGUUGCUUUCUGGUAUUUUCAAAAACCCACUUCCACCCCCACCACAUACGCAAUUGGAAAGCUACUUAAAUAUCACUUGGGUACUGUAGCUAAAGGUUCAUUUGUAAUAACAAUUUUCAAAAUACCGCGUCUCAUUCUGACCUAUCUCUACGCCAAAUUCAAAAAGGGCGAAGACAAAGGUUCCGAAUGUGCUGCCUGUUGCCUCAAAUGUUGUAUUUGCGGUUUUUGGUUGCUGGAAAAAUUCAUACGGUUUUUGAAUCAUAAUGCAUAUACCGUUGUUGCUAUUGAGUCCAUAAAUUUCUGCCCGGCAGCGGGUAUUGCUUGGAACGCUAUGGCAACAAAUGCCCUGCAAGUGGCAACAAUUAACAGUGUAGGCGACUUUAUACUUUUCCUGGGGAAAAUUAUUGUUGCAUCUCUUAGCGGUCUUAUAGGCAUUUUUAUGCUGAAAGAUCGUCCCGGAUUGAAUUUCUACAUGGCUCCAGUUAUUAUUAUCAUAGUUUUCUCAUUUUUCAUAGCACAUAUUGUUCUGAGUCUUUUUGAGAUGGUGGUGGAUACACUAUUUCUAUGCGUUUGUGAGGACAAAACAAUCAAUGGCAGAGGCGGUCGUUGGGCUCAAAGUAAUCUGGCCAAAUUAGUUGGCGAAGAGCCACUGCAGCCUGGUGAAGAGCCACCCAUACAAGUGGUGGAGAUGAUGCCAAUCAAUAAAGAACCAUUCAGCGUAACUAGACUACCACGCACCGAUGUCGUUGAUGGUUUUACUGAAUAAAACUAAAAACAAAUAACCAUCACUGGUUGAAGCGUACAUUUAACAAACCAUUCAACGAAGAAGCUUCAUAAGUGGUCAUAAUGUUUUAAGAUAUUUAUUUAUAUAUACUUGAAUAUUUUUUUAUCAAAUUUUGUAUAGCAAGCUGAGAAGCAGAAACAGCCGAAAUCCAACGAUGAUUAGGUGUACAAACAGGCUUGUGUAUAUA